CAGCGUUCUUUGCGUUCUUCUUCCCGACUGUUGCUUAUCUCUUGAGUCUCAGUCUGUGUCCCUCCUUCUCAUUACACACGGAAUGGAAUCCAUAGAGACUGCACCGCGUCAAGUCCACGGAGAGAAGGGGGACGACCACCAAUAUGUCCUUCAUGAAGAGAGCAAAGAGACCAUUCGAGAUGCAGGACUCGCCACUGCGAAAGAACACACACUGCCAGUGAGGACGGCACUGUCAUUGUAUCCAAAAGCCAUCGCUUGGAGUAUCCUUCUGUCCAUGGCUGUUAUUAUGGAAGGCUUUGAUACAGUUCUGAUUGGCUCUUAUCUCGGUUUCCCUUCGUUCAACAACACGUUUGGCAACAUUGUCGUGGACGGCUCACCAUCCAUCACCGCACCUUGGCAGGCUGCUGUCACCAACGGUGCAUACAUUGGCGAAAUCCUUGGUCUCCAAAUCACUGGAUACCUUAUCGGCUGGUUCGGUAACAAGAAGGUUAUGGGAGGAGCUACGGUUCUCAUGAUUGCUUUCAUCUUUGUCUCCUUCUUCGGCAAGACGCUCGGCGUUCAAUUGGCAGGCCAGAUCCUCUGUGGUAUCCCUUGGGGUGUCUACCAGACCGUGACGACGGUCUACGCGUCCGAAGUCUUGCCUACGAACCUUCGGGGAUAUCUCACCUCUUACGUGAAUCUCUGUUGGGUCAUUGGACAAUUCAUCGCUUCGGGUGUUCUGGUGGGUGUCCAGUCGAGGACUGACGAAUGGGGUUGGAGAAUCCCAUAUGCCAUCCAAUGGAUCUGGCCCGUCCCCUUGAUCCUCGUCUGCAUCUUCUGUCCCGAGUCCCCCACAUGGCUCGUCGAACACGGCAAGCUCAACGAAGCUGAGAAUGCGUUCAAGCGGCUUCAAUCGGACCACGAUGGUAGUAUCGCUCCUACACCUCAGGAAGCCAUCGCUCUCGUCUCUCAAACAAUUGAACGGGAACGACAGAUUACCAUGGGAGCAGGAUAUAUGGACUGUUUCAAGGGCACCAAUCUUCGCCGAACAGAAAUCACAGUGGUCACCUGGAUCGUUCAACAAAUGUGUGGACCCGUCCUCCAGACGUACGCCAUCUACUUCUUUGAGAACGCAGGUCUGCCUUCGGCUCAAGCUUUCAACAUGGGUCUCGGACUGUAUGCCAUCGCUUUCGUUGGAACCCUGCUCUCUUGGCCCAUGAUCAAACGCUUUGGACGUCGUCAAAUCUUCCUCUGGGGACUCGUCAGCAUCUUUGUGUCGCUCAUGAUCGUCGGAUUCCUGAGUCUCGGCAAGCAAACGACUAGCACCUCUUGGGCCAUCGGAGCAUUCCUCCUCAUCUACACUUUCAUCUAUGACUCGACCAUCGGACCGCUGACCUACGUUAUCGUGCCUGAGACUCCAUCCUCGCGACUCCGACACAAGACUGUGGUGCUCGCUCGAAAUGCAUACAACAUCACAUGUAUCUGGACCGGAGUCAUAACACCAUACAUGCUCAACACGACAGCAUGGAACUGGGGAGCCAAGGCAGGAUUUUUCUGGGCUGGAUCGACUGCUCUUUGCCUCGUCUGGGCCUACUUCCGACUACCAGAGACAAAAGGAUUCACAUUUGAGGAGAUUGACAUGUUGUUCGAAGAGAAGGUCUCCGCUAGAAAGUUCUCCUCGGUCAGACGAGAGAUCGCAGUGGCUUCCGGGGGAGUUGCUCAGUAGGUUGGGUGGUAGAAAAAUGUAGA
Molecule: messenger RNA, 1728 nt
Organism: Kockovaella imperatae
Lineage: Eukaryota; Fungi; Basidiomycota; Tremellomycetes; Tremellales; Cuniculitremaceae
Product: general substrate transporter
Exons: 9
Coding region: 83-1705 (540 amino acids)
Biological process (GO): transmembrane transport; carbohydrate transport
Cellular component (GO): membrane
Molecular function (GO): carbohydrate:proton symporter activity
Source: RefSeq, a predicted model, not a curated record